This is a messenger RNA of Cannabis sativa, 3160 nucleotides long. RefSeq lists its product as uncharacterized. Gene Ontology annotation, cellular component: plasma membrane. The transcript has 20 exons. The record is from RefSeq and is a predicted model, not a curated record. The coding region runs from base 261 to 2621 and encodes 786 amino acids. NCBI's taxonomy places the organism in Eukaryota, Viridiplantae, Streptophyta, Magnoliopsida, Rosales, Cannabaceae.
AUUACACGCACGCAGACAUAAUUGAAUAGCGAUAACAUAAUGAUAUUGACAAUCCCUUUAUUUCUUUGUCUCGUUAUAUUCAUUUUUCAGUCCCGAAUAGAAGGCGGAAGAAUUAGUAAUUGGUUGUGGUAGUAAAGAAAGAAGAGAUCAUGCCGAUAGUCCCAUUUUUAUGAUCUAAGAAGAAGGGCUUCCUUCUUCCAAUUUCGAGAAAAAGCCCCAAAAACUUUGAGAAUUAUAUAAAGGCCAAGCGAAAUCCAGCCAUGGAGAAUGGAUAUGAUGGGAAACUGGCCGAUAAAUUCUCGGGUUUGAAGUUAGGGUUAGGGUUAGGGAUGGGCUCUUCCAUUGGAGAUCCUUCGUCCGAUGAUAACAUCAAUAAUCCCAACGAUAGUAGCUUGUUUCAGGUCAUGAAAGCCGUUGAAGCUGCCGAAGCCACCAUCAAGCAACAGGUCGACGAGAAUAGCCGAUUAAGGGCGGAGCUCCAACAUAAGAGUCUCCUCCUCCAGAAAUAUAAACUAGAUGACUCAGUGUCCCAAAGUUCUCAUUCUGGUGCUGGGCAUGGCCAUGGAUCUUAUGAGUCUCCCCCAUCAGUUCCCUUUGUUAAAAGUCAACAAGACAGGGAUAAGAGCAUGAACAACACUUCUGCUGUUAGCCUACCUGGCACAUUGGUUGUUCAUCAUGAUGUGAAGCCGAAUAAUGAUGUUACUACACAAAGUAACACAGAAGCCCACUCUGAUGCCAGCAAGAUCAACGGGACAGUUAAAUUACAUCCUGGUGGUCACCCACCGGUGGAUAAUGCUGGACUCUCUGCUUCAUCUACAACAUCAUUUUCUGCAGGAAGGUUCCAAAUGGAAGGAGAUUAUGAUCCCCGUUUCAAUUUGUCUGGACAAGUUUUGAUGCCGAUGGCUGAAGUAACUAAUUCUACUAGUCUCUGGAAGCAGGAUCUUACUUCUAAGAUUCGAGAGCAUGAAGAAGAGAUUAUGCAAUUACGGAAACACCUUGCUGAUUAUUCGAUAAAGGAGGCACAAAUACGCAAUGAAAAACAUGUUUUGGAAAAGAGAAUUGCUUAUAUGCGCCUGGCCUUUGAUCAGCAGCAACAAGACCUUGUUGAUGCUGCUUCUAAAGCUCUUUCAUACAGACAGGAUAUUAUUGAGGAAAACAUACGUCUUACAUAUGCAUUACAGGAUGCACAACAAGAAAGAUCAACAUUUGUUUCAUCAUUGUUGCCUCUUCUAGCGGAAUAUUCUCUGCAGCCACCUGUUCCUGAUGCCCAAUCAAUUGUCAGCAAUGUCAAGGUUCUGUUUAAACAUUUGCAGGAGAAGCUUUUCCUUACUGAGUCAAAGCUAAAGGAAUCUCAAUAUCAAUUGACCCCUUGGCGGUCAGAUGUCAAUAACUCAAAUAUUGCCCCACCUUCGCCAUCUCACUCCAUCAGUGCAGUGUUGGCACCUUCAAACAUGAGUGGGCUCGAAUUAGUUCCUCAGCUGAAUUACACCCAUGGAACUGGAAAAGAACCUGUCUUUAAUUCCGAUGCUCAGACAACUACAGAAUGGGAUCUACUGGUUCGACGUCAAAGUGGCACUGUUGGUAUUGCAGCAAAUCAUACGGAACCCGAUGACUUGGGGAGGUAUUCACCUCUUGCAAGCAGGACUUCUGUAGCUCAAGAUAUACCAACACAAAUACCAUUAAGUCAUGGUGAUGCAUAUGUUCCUCAGUAUACUGAAGAAUCCACCAAUAAACAGGUCACAUUUCGUGACCCUGUGAGCCACAGUGAGAUGGAUGAGCAAGGUGCUGAAGGAAGCCAGAAUGAGAGAGAAACAUCGGCUAAUUGGACUUCAGGAAACUCUCCUUACACGACUACACUUGAGGACCCCAGCUCCUCUUAUCCUUAUCUGCCACCAGUUUUAGAAGAACCUUCUUCCUCAUUUUCAGAGGCUGCAGAUGAUGACCCCUUACCGGCAAUAGAUGGCCUCCAGAUUUCAGGUGAGGCUUAUCCAGGACACGAGCUUCAAGCAUGUGGCUAUUCAAUCAAUGGAACAACCAGUUGCAAUUUUGAGUGGGUACGUCAUUUGGAAGAUGGAUCUGUUAAUUACAUUGAAGGAGCAAAGCAACCCAAUUAUCUUGUCACUGCGGAUGAUGUUGAUACAUACCUUGCUAUUGAAGUCCAACCUCUUGAUAACAGGAAGCGCAAGGGUGAGCUUGUAAAGGUUUUUGCCAAUGGGAAGGAAAAAAUCACUUGUGAUCCUGAUAUGCAAAACCAUAUAGAGAAGAUCCUUCAUAAUGGCCAUGCUUCUUACAAAGUCCUGUAUUCGAGUGGGUAUCUUGAUAUAUGGGAACCAGCUACAUUGGCAAUCAAGAGGGAUGCCUACAGUAUUAAGUCCAGUAGCGCCAAUGGUGUUGUACUUACAGAAAAGUUUUCGCCGUCCACAAUUGUUGCAAUUCCUUAUGGAAGCCUGGCAGAAUUCAAUAUAACUGGCCUUGGUGGUGUUGAGCAUCUAUUGAAAAUAGAUAACAAUGCAGACAUUAUUAGCUCUAGAGAUACAAUUGUGCUUGCCUUGAGAUUUUUCGUUCGUAGGGCUAGUGAAAGAAGAAAAGGAAAAGGAAAGAAAAGGGGUCUAUUCUUUUAGCAGAGCAAUUAUUUCUUCCAUCAAGAUGGUUCAUGUUGAGGGUCCACGCUCCCAUCGAGCAUUCAUUCAUGUGUGCUGUUUUGAGAUUUCCGCAUUAUUAUCAUAAGCAAGAAGGAUUUUGUGCUGCAAUUGUAAUCUUUUGCGACUAUUAGUUUUCUAUUUUAGGUACAUUCCCAUUCCCCUUCCCCUUCCCUUCUCUCCUUGAACUAACCUAGUAUCCAGCGGUCUUAACUGGUACGACUACAGCUACAUUAAGCUUGGAGAAAUGUUAUGACCGUCGUUAAAAAAAAAUAUAUUAAAAAAGAUGUAUAAUUUUUUUUUUCUUAAAUGUCUUCAGCAAUAAAAAUAUGAUUUCUAAAGAUAAUAAUAUAGAAUAAGGGUGUAGGUAUUUGGGGAAUAGGUCCUUUGGCGCAACGUGGAUAAUUUUAUUUGUCAUUAAUAUAAUUUAUGUAUCGAUUAUGAAUGUGCAUUAUUGCCCAUGUAAUGUAAAAUAGACGUAUAGUUUCAAAAUACAGAAAUGCAUUCCAAUGGUUUCUCUA